Molecule: messenger RNA, 1538 nt
Organism: Verruconis gallopava
Lineage: Eukaryota; Fungi; Ascomycota; Dothideomycetes; Venturiales; Sympoventuriaceae
Exons: 2
Coding region: 104-1495 (463 amino acids)
Source: RefSeq, a predicted model, not a curated record
GUUAGAAACAUCUUUUUGGGACGUUUCGUUUCAGACUUAACAAAGUCUGACCGCAUCCUAAGUCUGUUACUAAGGCCCGUCUAAGUGCCUCAAUGAACGCGCCAUGACGAAGCCCGAAUGUCCAAUCUCAUCAGUUGAGGAUGCUCUGGCGCCUUACAUUCACACGCGCGAGAAAACGACGCGUAUCCGCCAAAUACUGACUCAGCUUGUGAAGAAAAAUGUGGAGAACGACAGCGAACCGACGCAUGUCGCACUGAGUCUGCCACUUUCAUCAAUAAAGCUCCGUGACUCAACGGGUCUAGCGAUACCGAUAGAAGGCCUGUACAAGCAAUAUUUCAAGGCACUUGAAGCAUACCGCCAAGCACGCGAGAGAUACGACACCAUCAAAGACGAGUUAAACCAUGUUCUCCAAAAGGAUGCAGAGCAAGAGCAAAGCGUGCCCAAAGCCAUUUCCACUGAAAUCGCCCGAGAGUAUGCAGAUCUGCUCCGCCAGCGGCGACAGCAAAGAAAAAUGGAAAUAGUACAAACCGCGCUCGCCAACUUACUCGACGCGAAACCAAACAUCGUGUCUCUUGAUAUGAAAUCAUCUAUACGAGAUAUGUUAGGAGAUCCACCUCAGCCUCCGAUGACGACCCUUGAGGGCGGAGGCGAUGCUGAUGCAAAAGUCCAAGAGCUCACAUUCCAGUUGAAGAAAGAAUUGCUGAUAGCGAAGAGCAAGCUUUCCGAGGCUAAAACCGCCGAAGAAGCUGCCAAAAACCGCCAAACAAAUGGAGCAACCGAUAUUGGAGAGAAGGUUUCAGUUUUACGUGAGGCGAGGGAUGAAUUAAUCAGUUGGGUAGAAGGAGAGCUCGCGAAGAUCCCAGAAGAUGAAGUUGAGGCCUCGCAAGUCGAACUCUCCUUCAUCGGGGAAGAAGAUGACGAUGUGAAAGCAUCGGGAAGCAACUUGUCAAACGACGAAGUUACGAAACGGGUUGAAGAACUGUACAGCCAAUACGUUGUCUCGCGACAAAGGUAUAUUGCCGAAGUUGAGGCUGCGUUAAAUCGUGCUCCAAAGCUGGAAGUCGCAGAGCAAACCGGUGCUGGAGCUAACAAAGCCCCGGCCGCUCAACGGGUGAUGCAGCCUGGCUCUGAGUCGAGAUUAUCCCCUAUACAAGCCUCACAGCUGCUUCCUUACCUGACAAUCAUGACAUCAACAACUCGUGACGAGGCGCUUCUCCAGCAACAAAUAUCACACCUUAGACGACAGCUCAUUCUCGCUUCCGAUGAAACCAACAACAUCAUUCAGCGUCUUGCGGGUGAGAGUUUGCUGGUUCCUCCAGACUCAACACAGACCUCUUCAUGGGCCAAGGCAGCUGGAGAGGCCAGUGAGAAGACUAAGUCUCUGGUACUCGAGCAGAUGAUCGAGGGAGAGGCCAGUGUGGCACAGGCGAAGAGGGUAUUGGAAGGCUUAAAAGCAAGAAGGAAGGCUCUGGAAGGGUUGAAGAGGCCCCUAUAGUUUAUGCUUUUGGCCUAGCUCUAUGGAUCUGCAAAUCUAUUCA